This is a messenger RNA of Amblyraja radiata (thorny skate), 3971 nucleotides long. RefSeq names its product adaptor related protein complex 4 subunit beta 1 (gene ap4b1). The transcript is spliced from 9 exons. The coding region runs from base 395 to 2629 and encodes 744 amino acids. Gene Ontology annotation, biological process: intracellular protein transport; vesicle-mediated transport. Lineage: Eukaryota; Metazoa; Chordata; Chondrichthyes; Rajiformes; Rajidae. Gene Ontology annotation, molecular function: clathrin binding. Gene Ontology annotation, cellular component: clathrin adaptor complex; membrane coat. The record is from RefSeq and is a predicted model, not a curated record.
GGUCCUGCGGGGAGGAGUGUCUACGGGCUGGGCGGCUACUCAACCAGAGGCCGGGUCCCCUCGGAGUGAGGGCCGGGCAAGGCCGCUCGGCGGGCGGGCGGGUCCAGCGAGGAGGAGUGUCGCUGGGGCAAGGCCGCUCCCCUCAGCCCGGCGACCAGAGGCCUACCGGCGGCCACAUCCAGCUGGGCGGAGAGUGGGCGGUGUGGGCUGCCCGUCAGCCCAGAGGCCGAGGCCAGGCGGGUCCAGCGGGGGUCAGUGUCGGCGGACAGGGCCGCGCCCCUCACUCAGCCCGGCGGCGAGCAGAGGCGGGCCUGCGGGCUCCCGGGCCGAGCGGCGGUCACUGUGCCCCGCCACCAGAGGCUGAGGACGGGUCGGGCCGGGUCGAGCAGCGACCAUGCCCUACUACGGCUCCGAGGACACGGUGAAGGAGCUGCGGCGGGCUCUGGCUAACCCCGGGCUCCAGGCGGACAAGCUGAGGUACAGGAACCUGGUGCUGAGGGUGAUCCGCUACAUGAGCCAGGGGCUGGACGUCUCCGCUCUCUUCAUGGAGAUGGUGAAGGCCAGCGCCACCGUGGACGUGGUGCAGAAGAAGCUGGUCUACCUGUACAUGUGCACCUACGCUGCCCUGAAGCCCAACCUGGCGCUCCUGGCCAUCAACACCCUGCGAAAGGACAACACUGAUCCCAACCCCAUGGUCAGGGGUCUGGCGCUGAGAAGCAUGUGCAGUCUCAGAAUGCCUGGGAUAAGCGAAUAUAUUCAGCAGCCAGUGUUGAAUGGAUUAAGAGAUAAAGCAUCCUAUGUCAGGAGAGCAGCAGUCCUGGGAUGUGCUAAAAUGCAGACUCUUCAGGGAGACGCAGAAGUUGAUGGGGCAAUGGUAAAUGAACUAUAUGCAAUGCUGCGUGACCCUGAUCCAAUUGUUAUGGUGAACUGCUUAAGAGCAUUGGAAGAGAUCUUGAAACGUGAAGGAGGUGUUGUCAUCAAUAAGCCGAUAGCGCAUCACCUUUUAAACAGAAUGAAAGACUUGGAUCACUGGGGUCAGAGUGAAGUGCUGACGUUCCUAGUUCGCUACAAGCCUCGAUCUGAAGAUGAAAUGUUUGCUAUUCUGAAUGUACUCGAUGGGUUUCUCAAGAGCAGCCAGCCCAACGUUGUCAUGGCAACCACCAAACUUUUCCUCCUCUUAGCUGAAAAUUUCCCCAAUGUACAGACGGAUAUUUUGGAAAGGAUCAAAGGGCCCUUGUUGACCAUCUGCACCUCGGAGUGCUAUGAACUGUGUUUCCUGGGCCUGUGUCACGCCCGGGAGAUUCUCCGCAGCUUUCCCGGGCACUUCUGCGGUCACUACAAGAAGUUCUACUGCACAUACUCUGAACCAAAUUACAUCAAGUAUCAGAAGAUGGAGAUUUUGCGGGAUCUGGUAAAUGAUGAAAAUGUUCAGCAAAUACUUGAAGAGCUCCAGACCUACUGUACCGAUGUUUCCGUAGAACUAGCUCAGAUGGCCAUCUUAAAUAUAGGACGAAUUGCACGGAUGUACAGUGAAAAGUGUGUGGUUAUUUUGAAGGGGCUGCUGGGCUUGAAGCAGGGGCACGUCACCUCAGCUGUGAUUCAGACAUUUUGCGACCUCGUAUGGCUAUGUCCCCAGUGCACAGAGACUGUAUGUGAGGCACUGCCAGGCUGCGAGGAAUACAUCAAAGACAACGAGGGGAAGCAGGCUUUAAUCUGGCUCCUCGGUGUGCAUGGCAUGCAAGUCCCCAAUGCUCCCUACGUAUUGGAGGAGUUUGUUGACAACGUGAAAAUGGAAACGUCUGCCACAGUGAAGCUGGAGCUGCUGACUGCGAUGGUGCGGCUGUUUGUCACACGUCCAGCUGAAUGUCAAGACACCUUGGGCAGACUGCUCCAUUAUGCUAUUGAGGAAGAGUUGGAUAUGGUUGUGCGUGAUCGUGGAUUGUUAUACUAUCGAUUACUUCAGCAAGGAGUUGAACAGGUCAAGCAGAUCGUGUGUGGGCCAAGAUCGGAUCCAUCCUUGGGUGUCAUCAGUGGCCAGGCCAAUGAGGCGGUGAAUGCCUGGGCAAAAGACUUCAACACACUGAUACCAGUCUAUGGUCAGGAACAUUGGAAUCGCAUGAUGGCACAGAAGGAAAGCUCCUUUGGAAAUCUACAGUUGCUAGCAAUAAACUCUGAGAUGGACUCAACCCCAGAACAUGGGGAGGAUUCUGGAUCAGUCCGUUUGGAAAGCAGUGCCCAGCUUUCACCAGAGCAGUUUGAGGAGUACUGGACGUGCCUGGAAGAUGCCAAAGUAGUGACUGUGGACUGGCACAAGAACCCCUGCCCUGAGGCCAUCCAGGCUGCCUUUCAGACUGUUCACAUUCAGUCUAUUGCCAUCAGCCGAGCAGGAGCACAUCCUUGGAAAGCCUACCUGUUUGCCAGAAAUGAGACUGGGUCACUGUUUCUAACAGAAUUGUUCAUUGACACUGGCAGGAAGAGUUUGCAGAUUACUGUUAAACAAAAGAAUACCAGCGAAGAGCUGCUCAACAGUUUCACCACAGUUGUUGGGUCUGUGAUACAAACCUUGGGCGAGACCGAAGAUCUUGAAAAUGCUUUGUUAGCCACUCAAGAGCAACACUGUCCUCACUAAGAUGCAAGAGUUUUAUUUGUUAACCAUUACUGUCAUGAGCCAUAUUAAUGGAAGAAAAUAGAUGGUGUGUUAAUCAACAGAUAUAACUGGCUAUAGGGUCUGGAUCCUUCUUCAGACUGAUCUCAGAUUAAUCAGUUUGAAGAUGGGUCUUGACCCGAAACAUCACCCAUUCCUUCUCUCCAGAGAUACUGCCUGUCCCGCUGAGUUACUCCAGCAUUUUGUGUCUAUCUUUGGUUUAAACCAGCAUCUGCAGUUCCUUCCUACACAUCCCGUUUGAGUAGGCUGUUCUGUCUAAUGUUUUAUUCAAAAUAUGGAAUUUGGUACAAUUUACAUUUCCUUGUUCCUGCACCCGACAUCUCAAAUCCCUCUCUUUUCACCUUAACCUUAUGCUUUUUAGUGUUAGAAUCCUCUACCCUUGGUAAAAGAUUGAGUGUUCACAUUAUCCAUGUCCCUCAUGAUCUGUAAAGUCACCCCUCAGUCUCCUGCGCUCCAAAGGAUAAAAGAUCCAACCUCUCCCUAUAACUCAAGCCCAAAUAAUAUCCUGGUGAAUCUCUCCUGCAAUCUUUCCAACUUAUUCGAACAGCUUCCUGAGAUUCAUUUAUCUCAUUGUGGCACUGUUAUGUGGGCAGUUGUGAAGCAAAAAAAAAAAAAAGUGAAGUCCUUCACCCAAAGUUUGUAAAUGGAUUUUGUUAAAAAUAUUUGCGAUUUUUCAGAUGCUUCCACUUACACGGAAGAACAUUACUUUUGUUUGACAGAAGUGCAUUUCAGUUGAGAGUGAAUACUUGCCUAUUAACAGUGACUGCCUGCGAUGUCUCAUUCAUUAAGUCUAUUGUGAAAUUUGGGUGCUCUGCUCUUUUAAUUGUAGCAGCAGGAAGGAGCAGGUCAGAGGAAGAGCUUAUUUAAAUAACCACCAUGUACCCUUGAUUUAAUUUUCUAACUUAUUUAUGUCAUACCUUUUGCUAAUUGAGAACAAACAUGAAACAGUGACCCGAUUCAAGUUCCAAAUCGGGCCAAGUUUGCAGUUACUAAUGGCAAUCUGCAUUAAGAUGGCACAUUCAAGCUUGAAAUUCAGCAAUAUCUGUUGAGAUCACACUACCGCUGAAAAUGUGUAGCCAGUCUGUUAACGUGGUAUAAUAGGAGGGUUUUGUUCUUUGAGAAUCGUGCAGUAUGGAAUAUACUUAUCAUUUUGAGGGCAUGUUAAAAUAAAUAACUCCUCAAAUGAGAGUUGAAUCUGGUAACGGUGAUCUCCAUUUCACUCAUUAAUGGUAGAUUGCUGGCUAUUUCUCAGUUUGCAUUCUGUGUAAAUCUUGUACAAAUAAUUAAAGUUGCUUUUUGCUUCCUA